Funneliformis geosporum is the source of this 140-nucleotide messenger RNA. The record is from the annotation of a GenBank genome assembly. Lineage: Eukaryota; Fungi; Glomeromycota; Glomeromycetes; Glomerales; Glomeraceae.
AUGAAGCAUAACAUUGAAAAUAAGUUUAAGGGUGAUGCAGAACAAAAGAGAAAGUUUUUUAAUUCAAAUUGCAGGAAAUAUUCAUUACAAGAAAUAGAUGAUGGUCAAACCAUUUACUUUCCUAAAAAUCAUAUUCGCUG